CGCAAAAUUCUCCAGCUUCAGUGACUUCUACAGACAUCAACCGCCUCACCUUAACCCGUAACCCAACCCAGAAGAUGGAGAUGGCCUACAACAAGAAGACAAAGGUGAAGAAAGGUUGGCUGGUGGUGGCCGUCGGCCUCGACGGCGAUGAAGCCCCCAACGGCGACGGAUUCCGGCGAUUCCCCAUUCCAAUAUCUUAUCUUCACCACCCACUGUUCCAGAGGCUUCUAGAGUCCGCGCGAGAGACCUACGGUUACAAGACGGCUGGCCCGCUGCGUCUUCCAUGCUCCGUCGAAGAUUUCCUUCACCUCCGGUGGGUCAUCGAUCGGGAACAGCGCGCCGGCGGGAGCCACAGUACCCUCUCCCUCCAUGCUUGCUGAUAUGCGUCUCUCUGUUUCAUGUAUUAUAGGGUACUGGGGAUCUGCUCCUCCAAAGAAUUGAGAGGAGUUGCAGCGUGCGCCGCUUGUUUGUGCGCCUAAGAAUCUAGAGAACUUUUGAUGUAAAAAUAAGGACUUGAAAUGAUUCUUGCUGUGUUUAAUUUGCCGAGGAGAAGAUGAAGAUGGAAAUGAAACUAAUUUUCAUGUGUCCCACUAAUUUUCUUGUGGUCUUCAUUCUGUACGGGUAGAAUCAAUCGGCAUCAAUUUUAAAAAUAGGCAAACUAUUAAAUGUUAAUUUUCAUUUAAAUAUUAAGCUGAAAAUCUAUUCAGAA
Molecule: messenger RNA, 709 nt
Organism: Phalaenopsis equestris
Lineage: Eukaryota; Viridiplantae; Streptophyta; Magnoliopsida; Asparagales; Orchidaceae
Product: auxin-induced protein X10A-like
Exons: 1
Coding region: 75-380 (101 amino acids)
Biological process (GO): response to auxin
Source: RefSeq, a predicted model, not a curated record